Molecule: messenger RNA, 2654 nt
Organism: Trichoderma asperellum CBS 433.97
Lineage: Eukaryota; Fungi; Ascomycota; Sordariomycetes; Hypocreales; Hypocreaceae
Source: RefSeq, a predicted model, not a curated record
GGGCUGCUACACCUUAUUUACUCCUCAAUCCUCGUUUCUUUCUUUUCUUUUAUGCGCAGCUUACCCUCUUGUCUCCAGUGUAUAUCGUAGCUGCUGCACAUCAUCAUCAUGGCGGCAAUCGACGGCCAAACCGAGGAGCUGCCAUGGUUCCUGAGGACCUCAUAUCCCGUCCUCUUCUCUUCACACGAAGCCCUAUUCAAGUCUCAUGCCGAGUAUGACAGCUUCCUCGUCAAUGAACUGCGGGGCUUACACAGGGUCAUGUCGCUCGAGUCUCUGGAAGACUCCAUGGAUGGCGCGACUUUGACUGCUGAAGAGAAGGAAUUAAUACUAAAAGAGAAAAAAAAUGACGACGAAAAGUUUUUCAAUCUCAUGUUGACGGAGAAUUCCGACGUUGCUUUUCGCUCUACCAACAGCCCAGUAGUGGACCUCUUUUACGAACUGGAAGAGGUCGUUUCUGGCCCGCGCCUGCAGGAGCUUCUCGAAGCCGCAUGGGCUGAGCAGCCGCUGGUCACCUUGAAAAUCAUCUUCAAUGCGCGCUCCAUCCACCUGGGCAAGAGCUCCAAACACGUCUUCUACCGCGCCGCUGGCUGGUUGGCAGAAAACCAUCCGCUUACUCUGGUCGGUAACCUGCGGUGGCUGACCCGGCCGGUUAUCGAGAAGAAGGUGAGAAAGGAGGGCGAGAAGGACCCUGACGAAGGGUUUGUCAAGGUGGAGAAGCGAGAUGGGAUUGAAGAUGCCGUGGAUCGAUUCGAUGUUCAAUACGGAGUUUCGCAUGGCUAUUGGAAGGAUUUGCUCAAUCUUCUGGCCUUGGCGGCGGAGAAGAAGCUCAAGGUGCUUGAGAAUCCGAGGGACGUAUUGAACGUGGAGAAUGAGGUCAUUAAGACAAGGGUUAUGAGGCGACGACAGCAGAAACAGGAUCCCGCAGGUGCCGAAAGAAGUGGAAGGACGGCAAAACGAAUUGCAAAGGAAAAGAAGAGGAAAGCCGAGAAGAAAGCCGCGGAGAUUGAGCAUGCGCUGGAAGAAAAGACAGUACACAUUGGAAACCCAAUCUUGGCCAAGCAUGCAGCGAGGGACGCCAAACAUGAGGCUCUCAUGAACCUGUUUGAGGCCAACGCCUUUUACCGAACGCUGCAUAUUACCGUGGCUCGGCUCUUUGCUGAACAGCUCCAUGCAGACCUAGAAGCCCUCCGGAGUUCUGAUUCCAAGGCCAAGAAAGGCAUCUCGCUUUGUGCGAAAUGGGCUCCCUCACAUGGCAAUUUCCACGACAGGCAUACCUGCAUAAUCAGCUCCAUCGCCGAGAUCCUGUACCCUCGAGAGUCUCUCGGUAGCGCCGUCUCUGCCACCACGAGCCGACAAGUGUAUCUUCGCCAUGCCCGCGAGCAAUAUCGCAAAGACGUGUCCGCGCUGAGAAAGCAUCUCGAGGUUGUGGAGCGGGACAUUAGCGCCAAGGCGUUUGAGAAGAUCAAAUAUGACCGCGUGCCGUCCAUUGCGAUGAAGAACUAUAUGAAUCUCUUUGCCAAGAAGGACUUGGACAACUUCCGCAGAUAUAUAGACCAAGUGGCCGAGGGGAAAGCAAGAAUUUCCGGCGCUGUUUUGAUGCCUUCUACAUUAGUGAAGAUGGCAUCUGGCCUCGAAAUUUAUGCCGAUAGGGAUCUGGAUGAGUUGACGGCAGCCGAGCUGAUGGACCACACUAUCAAGGAGAUUGAGGCAAAGGCUGUAGACGGCCAGUGGAAGGCUCUUGUUCAGCGGAUAAAGGAUUCUGGCACCUUGUCGUCUUGCAUCGCGGUAUGCGACGUCUCCGGGAGCAUGAGUUAUCCCGUAUUCAAGGACAAGACGAGGCCCUUGGAUUCUGCGGUUGGUCUAUCGCUUCUAAUCGCCGAGGUGACUGAGCCUCCAUUCGGCGGCAAGUUCAUCACGUUCCAUUCGCACCCCGAAAUGAUAUCCGUUGAUACGACAAUGACACUGUCUGAGAAGGUGGACGAGAUGGAAAACUCAGCGUGGGGGAUGAACACAGACUUUGCUGCCGUUUUCGAAAAGCUCAUCCUCCCGGUGGCUAUUGAGAACAAUCUGAAGCAGGAGGACAUGGUGAAGCGCGUGUUUGUGUUUAGUGACAUGCAGUUUGAUGAGGCGGAAAAAAGCAUGGAAAAUCGGUGGUCUUCGUCUUCUUACGAGAGGAUCAAGAGAAAGUACGAGGAGCAUGGCUAUGAGAUGCCCGAGCUGGUGUUUUGGAACAUCGCGGGUGGAAGGGCGGGUUAUAGCAGCGACGAAGACGAGAAAGACGACGAAGGCGAGAAAGGCGAUGAAACUGCGCCUAAGCCUGUGCUUGCGGAAGAACCGGGCACGGCUUUGGUGAGUGGAUAUUCACAGGGUAUGUUGAAGGUGUUUAUGGACAAUGGGAUGUUUGAUGGAGAGGAAGGGGAGGAUGAAGAUGAAGAGGAGGAGGAGGAGGAAGAGGGGGAGAACAAGGACGGGGAGGAUAAGGAGGAGAGUCCCGUAAAGACGUUGAAGAAGAAGAAGAAGAAGGAGAAGAAGAUCAAUCCAUUGAUGACGGUGAAGAAGGCAAUUUCGCAUAAAGGAUAUACCAUGCUGGAAGUAUUAGAUUGAAUGCAUAUAGGCAUUUAGGACAAUAUUAAAAGAACCAUCUUGAUCUCGAA